AUGCGCAUCCACGAGAGCGGAAUUGACCGCAGCCUUGACACACCCACCCCGCCGAGCCCCACUCUCAAUCCACCACCUUGUGCACCCACUAACCACUCCCCAGCCGACAUCGACGCCACCGACCUUACCACCCCUCACUCCUCCCCUUCCUCCUCCUCUUCCUCCUUCACUGCCACAACGACGGCCGCUUCGGCGUCUGUCGCCCACGACCUCACCACAGCCACACCUGACACAACAACAGGCACAACCCCUGCAACCUCCAUAAUCAGACGCGAGGGCCAGGACUACAUCUGCCCUCACUGCGAUCGUACCUUCACUUCACGCAUCGGCCUGGUCGGUCACUUGCGAAUCCAUCGCACAGAGACUGGCGAACCAGUACCUGGAGCACCAACCUACACCCACCGCACUCGCCUCCACUGCCCACACUGCCCUCGCACCUUCAGGCAUCGCAAGGGUCUAUUCGGCCACAUGCGCAUCCACGACGACCUGCGGUAGACAACCGCCGGUCACACCACACAUUCCCUCACCCCCUACCUCCUAACACCAUCACCCCACCAGACAUCAACCCUCACACACCUCAUGCACUCAACUGCCGCCUCUCACGCAAGUGGGAAGUGUGCAUCUCGACUCGGUCCCCAUGCGGUUUCGGCUGCACGGGUGACUCGUGUCCGAGACCAUCCCGACACGUCGAGUGUCGUGGAUAGGAAGGUUGCUGAUUGAGGCCCGCUCUCGGUUCACGCAGUUCGUCACGUUGUGUGUGUGUGUGUGUGUGUGUGUGUGUUUUGUGUAGUGGCGGACUGGUGGGCUGGGGACGGGCUGCAACAGCACCUUCCACGGCACUCUCACGCAAGUGAGAGACACGCCGUUCAACCCCCGUUGUGUGAAAUCCUGGUGUUUGUGUGUAUGGGGGGCCAGGUCGUGCUGUGGCGCGCGCAGGCAUGGUCAGUCGACCAUGUCAGCCACCGCGCCCAUUCCUUACUCCAGUCUACUGACCGGCUCGGACAGCGGCUGGGGUGUGGGAAUGGGAAGGGAGAGUGAGGUCGACGACUCAGCGCACUUUCUCAUCACUAUAAACUAUCUGACGCGCUUGAAGCUAUCACGGUGCGCUAAAAGCCGUGGCUUGGAAGGUUGCCAACUGACGGGGUAACUUGGACCUCCUCCUUGACCGGAGGCGGUCUGAGAGUCAGGCUGCAAUGGCUCCUUUUUAAUGUGGCCUUUAUGGCAUUCCCACCACAGCGUGGGAUCCGAGACAGGCGUUGGCAGCACGCCUAGGUGCGGCUUCGGCCGUGCCAGCCUCCAAAUCUCUGUUGUGUUGGUUGAAAUCCUGGUUAUUGUUGUGUGGACCAGGGGGUGUGGUGGAACGCCAAGGUGAGGAUCCGUCCGAGCCAUCCACCUGCGGCCUCCCUCGUCUCCGGUCUUCUUGACUCUGUCUUGACACUGGGCCCAGGCGUGGGAGGAGGAGAGCGUGUAGGUAGAUGCUACGCAAGUCUACUGGCACUAUAAACCCCUGCGUAAGUCACCGUCCCUGCUCCCACCGCUGCUGCAGCUGUGGGGCAUACGGUGGACAUCGUCGAAAUCGACGGUCGAACUGUCGUAUGUGUGUGUGUGUGUGGCACAUGAAGGCGGAAUGUUUGUCUCUUUCUGCCACUGCAUCCGAAUAGAUAGGGCGCAAUCUGCCUCACCGAUAUACCACACUCCAGUGGCAAGAAGGUGGACAAUAUCUCUAGCGACAACCUAAUUAUCAUGUUGGUGUAAAUGUUUGCGUCUGGUACACGUCAGACGGGGUUUACUUUUUCCAUCAGCCUCUAGAUCUAAUCUACUAAAACACUUAUUAAGUAUCCCCUAUCGACUUGUUGGGGUCUGGUGGCUGGAAAUUUGCGGGGUGAAGGGAGUGUGGCGUUGAUCCAGCUCGCAAUCAGUGCUCAGUUUCAUAACUGAACACUUUGACUACUGAGAAAAGGAUAUCGUGGGAGGUGGAUUUGCGCUGAGUACAAGCCGCUAAACUAGAUUUUGGACGGGUCGAAAUGCAGUUUCGUCAUGUACUUACAAUCCGUCGAUGAAAGAUCUGAGGACUGUAGUUGUGCAACAGUUAUUCCUACGUCGGUGGUUUAAAUCCGAUUCAUUGGAGCUAGAUUUGGUUGAACUUUAUGCCAGACAAGUUGGCUGGUAAGUAACUGGAGGAACGUGAUUGAUGUCAAUAGGAGGAAUUGAAUUGCAAUGCGAACCCCUUUUUAAGAGGGCUUCCUAAGGCUAUUUGACAUUUGAACCCUCAUCAAGGCAGCAAAACUGUUGCCCAUUUUCCUAUAUUUCAUGUGUCCCACAAGUUCCUUGCACUCUUCUGGUCCUACAUCCCAGUCAAGUAUCACAUCUAGUAGCAGAGCCACAUGGUGUAAUCGUUCCUUAUGCUCACUCAGUACACGCACUUGCUUUGCGUCAGCCACGAACAUAGGAAAAUCUAAGCAGUCCACCAGCUAACUGAUCUGGUACAAAGUUCAACAAAAACUAGCUCCGGUGAGGCGGAUUUGAACCACCGACCUAAGGAUUACUGUUACCCAACUACAGUCCUCCGCUCUGCCAGCUGAGCUAUCACCGGAUGACUACGACAGUGGAAACAGCGGAUUACAAGGACAUCUCAGAGUGCACAAGGACUGCUUAUUUGGUCUAGUCAGCUCUGUUAGAAUUGCAGUCGAUAUCACAGGGAACACGUCAAAACGUGCAGGCGCAGUAGGGGCCCUGAUAUGCCAAAUGAAGGUCUGCUCAAAUUGUGCGCUGCCACCAAACAAUGAGAAUUCUCCAAGAAAAAGACUUACGAAAAUGCAGACUGUAUAGAAGAACGUACUGUGGAGUGCAGACAGACAACCUAACCUAUGAAUCGGUCCAAAUGCACUUUGGGAGGUCAGCACAUUCAGCCGUCAUCCGAUGAUAGCUCAGCUGGUAGAGCGGAGGACUGUAGUUGUGCAGCAGUGAUCCUUAGGUCGGUGUUUCAAAUCCGCCUCACCGGAGCUAGUUUUGGGUGGGCUUUGCAUCACUGCUGGCUAUUCUGAUGUUUGUGAUCAUUUACUAGUUGACUCUGUGAGGCUGUCAGUCAACCGGUGAUGUGAUUCUGUGCGUCAGCUGAUAAAGCCAAGUAACGCACCUACCUACACGUCCUCUAUGCGCCAGGCUGCAAUGUGGAUCUCGUAAUAGCCACUUCUUGUCUUCCUCUCAGUCCUGAUAAGGACCGAUUUGUCACGAUAAUUUUGGUUGGGCUUUGGAAGCUACGACUGGUAGUGCGUCGGAGCAGGCCUAAGUGACUCGGGUAUAUUGAAUUAGGAAGUGUGCAUUUUUGCCAUGAGGAUGGAUUAUCCCCUGCUGACUUCAUUUUGAAUUUAUUCUCUAAUGCGUCAGUGGUCUGUCCGGCAACCAAGCGGCCAACCGGUAAUGCCGUGUGGGUUCAGUGGCUGACGGGGUCGAGCAGCCUGUCUACCCGGGGAACGGUAGCGACUAUGGCGGUUAACUGAGACACACUGUGAAAACUCUUGUUAUAUUAAAGGCAGAGUAGAUACAGAUCUUUAUACCGUGUUGCUGGAUCGACUGAAAAUAUUUUCAAAAUUGUUCUGGUGCGCCCUGAAGUUUUUUUUUUACUGUGGUAUUUUCGCUGUCACUAGGUGGUGUAGGCUGAGAUAUAAAAGCGCAUUUAUAUGACAGAUAUAAGUGUGCUGACAGUUGAAGUUCGCCUCGACGAAGGCGAACUUACUCGUGCAGUAUUAAUUAUAGAAGCAAGUUGUCAUUCGAUCUUUAUUUUCUGACAGAAGUCACACAUUUUCCCCGAAGCAAGGCUUUGCAUAGCGACCACACCCCGGUGACAGUCUUGACCAAAUGUAGCUACACAAGUUAUAUUUACCUCAUUAUUAACUAAACUACAACUAAUGAAAACAGUAUAUUUGGAAGGAAAAUAUAUAGAAUGUAUAUUGGAAGUCCAAAGGCCUACCGUAAAUGUCAGCGGGAUUUAACUUACGCAGAAAUUAAAAAAAUUUUUGAACCGAAAGACGGAUCUUCUCUAACGUUCCCAUUUGAAGAAGACAUGGCUUGUUGACAAAGGAGUGCAAAAUGACUGUUUUCAUGGAUUGUGUUUUAGGUGAUAAGGAGGUAAGGAUGGGCUGUGUCACUCCACUGGGUGUAAUAUGCGCAAACUACCACCAUAUUUGUUUUAGUAGGACUUAGUUGGUCUAGUAAUGCGAGCUGCAGGGAGUCUCCCUUUGAGUCUGCGCCGUGACAUAUUUGCAUCUCGUAGAAUAUUUGCCUGUGUGUUGUCAGGUCAGUCACUUGCGAAUCCAUCGCAGAGAGACUGGCGAACCAGUGCCUGGAGCACCAACCUACACCCACCGCACCCGCCUACACUGCCCACACUGCCCUCGCACCUUCACGCAUCGCAUGGGUCUAUUCGGCCACAUGCGCAUCCACGACGACCUGCGGUAGACAACCGCCGGCUACACCACACCACAACACCAUCCCGCACUGCCUCCUCCACACACAAACACUCACCCACCGCAAGCACCCAACUGCCACCUCCCACACAAGUGGGAAGUGUGCAUCUUCACUCUGCUUCCAUGCGGCUCCGGCUGCACGGGUGACUUAGGUCUGAGACUAUCCCGACAAGUCAAGCGUCGUGGAUAGGAUGGUUGCUGAUUGACGCCCCCACUCGGUUCACGUAGAUCGUAGCGUUGUGUGUGUGUUGUGUGUAGUGGCGGACUGGUGGGCUGGGGACGGGCUGAAACAGCACCUUCCACGGCACCCUCACGCUAGUGAGAGACACGCCGUUAAACCCCCGUUGUGUGAAAUCCUGGUGUGUGUGUGUGUGGGCUUGAUGGUCGUAGUGGUCGCUCACUUGCUUGCAGGUGAGACUACACCUAGCGUCCAUUUGCUGGCACCCAACUCUCACCUGUGGCUCCACGUAGCUGGGCUCUGCUCAGCGGCCACACCCCGGGCAACCGCCUCGACCGGCGGGCUAAACCAGGUGAGGGCGCUGUGCUCUUGUGCCGCGUGCACAGUGUACUGCGGGCUCCGCUGGACGUUUGGUCGGAUGAAACGUUGCGCCGGCGUCGUCGAGACGAGGCUCUGCCUGGUACGCCGUUGGACAGCUGCUGCCGGGAUGGGUCCCCGCAUCGCCUUCGCUGAGACCCGCAUACCUACGCCGACGGAGACCGCAGACCUCGGCAUAUGCGGUCGUUCCCCACUACAAACAUAAAGUCGCGGUCCCAUAGUGGGAUUCGGUCGCGCCAACCAGGCACAUGGGCAGCCCGAUUCAGGGACAGCACUGCCUGCCCCCAUUACGGGGGAGGGCCUAGAAAAGGUGGCCUAAACAUUGCUGGGCACCACGCCGUCUGCAGGCCAGCCAAGGCCGCAGAUGCCAUCAAAACGGUCGAAACAAUCAAAAUCUAAACAACAACAAUACCAAUAACAACAACAACAACAACAACAACAACAACAACCAUUCUCAUUCUCCUCAUCCAAACCCUUCUGCCUCUUCCUCCGUCUUUUCUUCUGCCUAUUCUUCUCCUUCGUCAUCUUCUUCUCCACCUCCUUCCCGUCGCCCGACUCGUUUUCCCCAGACUGACAGGGUGAGCGCGCUCACUCUGGCAGCCUCGUAUAUUCGUUCCCUUUUAGACAAUCCGAGGAGCAACCGACCGGAACGGAGGACGGCGCUAGUGGCACGAGAACUGGUGCGCUACAAGGUGGACAUCGCCGCACUCAGCGAGACCCGAUUCUCCGAGCAAGGCCAACUGGAGGAGGUGGGUGCUGGCUACACCUUCUUCUGA
Molecule: messenger RNA, 5798 nt
Organism: Spirometra erinaceieuropaei
Lineage: Eukaryota; Metazoa; Platyhelminthes; Cestoda; Diphyllobothriidea; Diphyllobothriidae
Source: the annotation of a GenBank genome assembly